GAAGCUGUGCUGAUUUAGGCCUGAAAUUAGUCCCUUCUGACCUCUUUCUCCUUUUGUAAGCUUCGAGCGGUCUAGAGGCUGAGAGCAGCUAUGCUGUAAAUUCCUCCACCUGUGAGCCAACACGUGUGCUGAAGACAUGAUCUGCGCCUGAACACACGUAGGUGCGACACGGAGCAGGAGAAGUGCGGGUCCGGAGUGCUGCGGCUGAACGUUGACCACCCACAUGGAGACUGACACGAUAAUACCAAUCUGGCAGAAUAAGCCGCACGGCUCGACCCGCAGUGUGGUUCGCAGGAUCGGCUCCACGCUACCCCUUAAGCCUUGUCCCCGCGCUUGUUUCCAGGUUCUCCCUGGACUCCCCCCACUGCGGCCCACGGAUGGACCCCUUGUGCCCACUCUGGCUGACAUUGCUUGGAUCGCCUCCGAUGAGGAGGAGACGUAUGCCAGAGUGAGGAGUGACACGCGCCCCUUGCGACAUGAGUGGCGCCCCACGCCCCUGCUGGUCCUCCACAGGAAUUCCUCUGUGCCCAACUUCCGUCGCGAAGGCAAGAAGAUGGAGGGUCUGAAGAAGCCGGGCGUGACGGCGCUGAAUCGGACCACAGCGCUGCAGGAGGAGCUGAGCCGGCUGCGGGCGCAGAUUGCCAAAAUCGUGGCCUCUGACUCUGGCUCCACCCCGCUGACCCCUGAUCUCCUGUCCCCGGACGAUACCAGCAUGAGCUUCUCCAUGACCCCAUUUGAGGCUGUACCUUACCAGCCCACUGCAGCCUCCUUCGUCAUCAGCGACGUCACUGAGGAGGAGGAGGAGGAGGAGGAGGAAGAUGACGAGGAUGACGUGGUGGCUGAAGUGUCUGAGCUGGUGCCUGAUCCCGUCCCACCCGUCUCCAUGACAGCUUCAGCAACCUUUGACCUGGAACGCCCUGCAAUUGACUUCAGGGAAGUAGAGGAGGACACAGUGUCCCUGUCCAAGUCCACAAGCUUCGCUGACGUUACGGACAUCCUCAGGGACAUGAACCGUAUGAAGAUGAGCAAAGACAGGUACAACCGCGGCUGCACCUCCCUGAGGGACGAGGACUCUGCCUCCCUUAUCUCUGAGGCUCUGAGGAAGAAGUUUGCCUUGAGGGAAGAAGACCUCAGUGCGAAAGAGAAGUAGCGCCCUGCUCUAUCCGCUGCGCCUGCCACCCGCUCCCCUCCCGCUCCGCUUGUUCCCCUGGACCCUGUUUCCAUGGAUACCCCACCAGGUUGUGACAUGACCAUUCCUCCUCACUGCGCUAUCCUCAACUCCGUGGGAUAGACAACACUCCUGUCCUGCUGUAGGAUGCUCAGGCUGCAGUUACCUUUCAGCUUCAGGGCUGACCCUCGCUGCAGUUCCAUCCUCGUCUACUGCGAUGCUGUCCCCUACAGGCUGGGACUAAAUGACAGAGUUGUCGAACUCCUGCCCACAUCCCUCACGCCCCCGAUCCUGGACUCCUGCUCCAUGUGGUCCAAACACUUCACAGCGGUUGGUGACAGUGACAGGCACUGAAAUGAGACCAGAGGGCUUGGUUGACAGAUGAACUGUUGUGCAUGUUUUUCCUGGAAAAUGUAAAAAUCUCCCCCCCUUGUUAAGCCAGAGCUUGUUUUGUCCCACAUUACCUCUAAAAUAUGAAAAGACCAGACUAAACAAAUUUCCCUCAGCGGGGAGUGUGUAACAGUGGAUGGGCUGUUUGCUCGUCAGUUCUUUAAGUUCCUUUGUCCUUUAGUUAAUGACUUAGCAUUUGACGUGCUGAGCUGCACACGGUGGCAUUGCACACAGAUGGUUCCUCAUUAACCCUCCCCCUGUGUGUGUGUGUGUGUGUGUGUGUGUGUGUGUGUGUGUCUGUACCGUGUUCUACCAGGGUAGAUGAGCUCCGGAACCAACAACCAGCAGCAUGUUGGUUCCUCUAGUUAACAUUCUGUAAGAUAGCGGGCAGAUGAUCUCCAUAUGAGCGGUCUGCACUGUUGGUGUAUUAUGUGUACCUCCUGAAAUAUGUAAAUUGUGUUGACAGGAGAAUAAUAAUGUUGCUGAGGGAAAAGGGGGUGUCAGAUGAGAGCUGGCUGAUUUGCACAUGUACUGUACAAUGUGAAUUGUCACUUAAGGAGUGCUGUUACUUUGCUCAAGCUUGCCUUCACUGAGGGGGGAGCCGCAGGUGUGGCUGCAGUCUUGUGAAAAGCGCCCCCUAUUGGUGUGUGGUGCUAAGGAAAAUGCAGAGCCGAUCCCUUCCCCUUAACGCCUUAUUGUGGUCUUUAUGGCAUGUUGAAACAUUGCCUUUCUGCCUUCUUCCUUACCAAGUAUACAGUUAACAAGCAUUUUUUCUGGCCUGCCUUUAAACCAGUUAAACCAGUACCUGCUUGCCUUUAAACUAGUACCCAUCUUUAAGCCAGUCCACACUUUGGAGAGCUGCCCAUACAGACAGACAGCCAGCCAGAUGGCUCAGUGUCAUGGAUGUUGAGCUUCUUUCAGUCCACUGCUCACUGGCCACCUUCUCGCUUCAAAAGAGCUGCUCCCUUCUGGGGCCAAAAGCAUCUUGAGUUUAUGUCACGAUCCGAUGUUUGAGUAGCACUAGAACAUUAUUAUUAUUAUUAUUAUUAUUGCUGAGUUGCAUUGCUAGCUUUGUGGGAUAGAGGUGGGGAGAUGUCCUGAGGUGGACAUGUUUUGUUCUGUUGCUGCCAGGGUUUCCAGUGACGCCCCUCUCAUGCCUUUUUUUUUUUUUUCUUUUUUUUUUCUUUUUUUUGUGUGUGUGUUCUUGUCUUGUCCUCCUCAGAUGUUUUGUGUCCUUGGCGGUUCACACUUCAGGACCCCUCAUCUUGUCUGAGUUCAGUAGAGGGGCGGACACAGUAAGAGUGUUGACAGACUGGAGUUCAGCGGGGGCUUUGCUGAGCUCAUCCUCCCCAUAGUAUGUAAUCCUAGAGUCCGUGAUGUUGAGCGGCUUGCGUCUUUUCAUCAUUCCAAAGCAAGCGUGCUCGCCUGGCAUGCAUAGCUCUUUUUUCCCCUGUUACAGGUGCAUAGCACCUCCUGUAGGGCAUCGCCUGUUACUCUGCUCUUAGGGGCUCUGAGAGUGAAGUCAGUGGUUUGUACACGCUGCACUUGCAGGAAUGGAGAAUUAUGUCUUUUUAGGUCUUGCAUUUAAAUAAUAAAAGUGGUCUCAUUAUUUAAACUUCCUCUGCUUACUUCCCCCCCUUUCUUGACAGAACAGUGACUUCGUGUUUCCAUCAAGUGUCUUAAUUGUGUGCUGGCAACUCUGUUCAUAUGUUAACACUCAGUGAUGCUGAAAUAUUUUAAGUUAAUAUGCAGUAUGUUUUAUUACAAUGGCACAGUUUAAGCUACAAUAUUAGUUAUCAAGUCACUAGUUUAUUUUACAAGAUCCCAAAUGCUGUUUGGGGAGUGAGUAGAAAUGCCUCGAUCUGCCACAAGGGGGCAGGAUAUUUAAUAUAGUGUGAAACUUAAGUAAAUAAGUAAAUUUCUCAGUCAGUGCAAGGGUUUUCCUAUUGGCUUCUUGAUGGUGCAGAAACUAAUUUUUUUUUCAAAAUUUUAUAAUUUUUGGGGUUUUGCAGAGUGAGCAGUGCUGGAUCGAUACCUGAUGGAGUGAGACUCAGAUCAUCUGUCUACACCUCUGUCUCUCUCAUGCUUGUGUCUUGGUGACCUAGACUGACAGUAGAAACUGUUACCUGUGUGUCCAGGACUGCACCUGCUGCACACAUGUUGUUCUCCGGUGAUGCGUCACUGUGCAGCUACUUAACCUCAUUCCUCGCUCAGGCCGAGCCGCUCCAGGCCACCUCCAGCUCGGGAAACUGUUUAACGCACACGGACGCGCGCACACGCGCCCACGUUCGUACAAGUCCUUGGCCUACUUCAGCGCUCCUCACCUCCGCGGAAAAGCCAAUCUUCCUAUUUUAGACGCAGGAAGCUCUCUGUAGGGCUCAUCCCAUAGCGCUCCGUGUCACAAUGUCGCCUUGUUAAAACUAUAAAUAAAGUACGCCAAGGUGACAGGGAGGCGCUGCCACCAUAAUCGAAAACACGUUUUGGUAUCUUGGGGCUGAUGCUGGUGAGCGGUUCCUGUCGCUUGGGUGGGUGGAGGUACUGAAACGGCACUGGACCCGAUGGAGCUGCAGUGGGGUGUCAAAGGAAAGGAGUUGAUUUCUGAGGAGAAUAAAUUGCAGCCCCAGAACAUGAGCGCUGGGGUCACUGUACAGUAACUAAUAUGACACUACAGUAGAGGUGCUUUCAGGUGUGUGUGACCAUAUGUGAGAUUGGCUUUUUUGGGACUGAGCUCGUAAGUUGUUUGUUGAUCGCAUGAAGUAGCCUGUCCAUCUGAC
This is a messenger RNA of Scleropages formosus (Asian bonytongue), 4332 nucleotides long. It is a transcript of the gene mtfr1l, whose product is annotated as mitochondrial fission regulator 1-like. Gene Ontology annotation, cellular component: mitochondrion. Bases 224 to 1150 code for a protein of 308 amino acids. Gene Ontology annotation, biological process: aerobic respiration; mitochondrial fission. The transcript is spliced from 8 exons. The record is from RefSeq and is a predicted model, not a curated record. Lineage: Eukaryota; Metazoa; Chordata; Actinopteri; Osteoglossiformes; Osteoglossidae.